Molecule: messenger RNA, 264 nt
Organism: Sclerotinia sclerotiorum 1980 UF-70
Lineage: Eukaryota; Fungi; Ascomycota; Leotiomycetes; Helotiales; Sclerotiniaceae
Exons: 2
Coding region: 1-264 (87 amino acids)
Source: RefSeq, a predicted model, not a curated record
AUGGUUAUCACAAUUUCAAAUAAUAAUAAUAAUAAUAAUAAUAAUAAUAAUAAUAAUAAUAAUAAUAAUAAUAAUAAUAAUAAUAAUAAUAAUAAUAAUAAUAAUAAUAAUAAUAAUAAUAAUAAUAAUAAUAAUAAUAAUAAUAAUAAUAAUAAUAAUAAUAAUAAUAAUAAUAAUAAUAAUAAUAAUAAUAAUAAUAAUAAUAAUAAUAAUAAUAAUAGUAAUAAUAAUAAUACAAUCAGCUCAUACUUAUCAAUAUUAUAA